GGGGUCCCAGCGGUCCCUAGGCCUUGCCUUCGUGUCCUGCUGCGCCCCGAGGGGCCUCCGGGCCCGCACCGGAGGGACUUGGGAGGGGGGCUCUUUUUCCCCGCCUCAUCCCGUCCCUGAGUGCGUGAACCCUCCUCCACCCUUCCCUCUGUCGCCGUGGACCCUGCUCCCACGGCUCCCUUCCGUCUGUCCGUCUCAGGACCUCCCUUCCGUCUGGCCACUGUGACAGGUCCCUUCCCAAGCCCCUAGGGACAGCAGAGGACUUGGGGACCAGCAAGCACCCCCAGGGCGAGAGAAAAGCCUCUGCCACCUGCCCUGCCUCAUCCUGCCCCACGCCAGGCCCAGCCGCCCCGGCCCCCGGCUGCAUCAAGUGGAGGAGGAGCAGGUGGAGGAGGGUGGCACCAUGGGCCUGGGCCGUGCCCUCCAUGCCCGGGGGAUGAAGACACUGCUGCCAUGGACAGCCCGUGCCAGCCCCAGCCCUUGAGUCAGGCUCUCCCUCAGUUGCCGGGUUCAGUGUCAGAGCCCUUGGAGCCUAGCCGGGCCAGGAUGGGGGUGGAGAGUUACCUGCCCUGUCCCCUGCUGUCCUACCACCGUCCAGGAGCGCCCACUGAGGCCUCAGCGGGGAGUGGGACCCCCAGAGCCACAGCUACUUCCGCCACAGGCAGCCCCCUGCGGGAGGGCUUCGGUGGGCAGGAUGGCGGCGAGCUGCGGCCGCUGCAGAGUGAGGGUGCUGCGGCACUGGUCACCAAGGGGUGCCAGCGGCUGGCAGCCCAGGGCGCCCGGCCCGAGGCCCCCAAACGGAAAUGGGCAGAGGAUGGUGGGGAUGCCCCUGCACCUAGCAAGCGGCCCUGGGCCAGGCAGGAGAACCAGGAGGCGGAGGGGGAGGGCUGCAGCAGUGGCAGCAGCGAGGCCAGCGCCGGGCUGAGGGAGGAGGUGCUGCCCGCGGCACCCGAGCGCCUGGCCCUGGACUACAUUGUGCCCUGCAUGCGGUACUAUGGCAUCUGCGUCAAGGACAGCUUUCUGGGGGCGGCCCUGGGUGGCCAAGUGCUGGCGGAGGUAGAGGCCCUGAAGCGGGGCGGGCGCCUGCGAGACGGGCAGCUUGUGAGCCAGCGGGCUAUCCCGCCACGCAGCAUCCGUGGGGACCAGAUUGCCUGGGUGGAAGGCCAUGAGCCGGGCUGCCAAAGCAUCGGUGCCCUCAUGGCCCACGUGGAUGCCGUCAUUCGCCACUGUGCUGGGAGGCUGGGCAGCUAUGUCAUCAAUGGGCGCACCAAGGCCAUGGUGGCAUGUUACCCAGGAAACGGGCUGGGGUACGUGAGACACGUGGACAAUCCCCAUGGCGACGGGCGCUGCAUCACCUGUAUCUAUUACCUGAAUCAGAACUGGGACGUCAAGGUGCAUGGCGGCCUGCUGCAGAUAUUCCCUGAGGGCCGGCCCGUGGUAGCCAACAUUGAGCCUCUCUUCGACCGGCUGCUCAUUUUCUGGUCUGAUCGGCGGAACCCCCAUGAGGUGAAACCAGCCUAUGCCACCAGGUACGCCAUCACUGUCUGGUAUUUUGAUGCCAAGGAGCGAGCAGCAGCCAAAGACAAGUAUCAGCUAGCAUCAGGACAGAAAGGUGUCCAAGUGCCCGUGUCACAGCCGACUACGCCCACCUAGUGGCCAGUCCCAGAGCUGCAUGGACAGACAGCUUGCCCUGGCUUCAGGAGAGCCCUGGGCCCUGGUGCUGCCCGUCUCGGUGCCUGCUCCUUCCCCGCCACCACCACUGCUUCUGACUUUGCCUCCAUCCUGCCUGGUGUGGAGGGCUCCGUCCAUUGCUGAGGACCAAGGAGGAGGAGAGACCUCUACUGCCCUGGGAUGGGGACGGGGGUUGUGACCUGGACAGGAGCCAGUGUUGGGGCCUUCCGUUACUGGAGCUGGGGGCCUGUGUCCUGCCCUGUCUGGUCAUGCCCCUCUCAGGUUUGGAGAGCUGGAAGGAGGCAUCGCCACCUCCUGCCAGGACGCAGGAUCUGGGGUUGGGGUGAGUCAUGGCCUCUUGCUGGGAAAGGUUUGUGGGGGAAUAUCCCCAAGCCCCCCACACCUCCAGCCUGGAAUGUGAAGUGACUCCCUAACCCCUGUCAACCAUGGCACCUUUUGGACUAGGCUGCCACUGCUUGGGCAGGAUAAAGGUGCUGGGAGGAGCAUGGGUGUGCAAGUCCUAUCAGCCAAGAAAUAAAAGUUUACCUCAGAGCUGCAUA
Messenger RNA from Capra hircus (goat), 2231 nucleotides. RefSeq names its product egl-9 family hypoxia inducible factor 2 (gene EGLN2). Gene Ontology annotation, cellular component: cytoplasm; nucleus. The record is from RefSeq and is a predicted model, not a curated record. NCBI's taxonomy places the organism in Eukaryota, Metazoa, Chordata, Mammalia, Artiodactyla, Bovidae. Gene Ontology annotation, biological process: cellular response to hypoxia; peptidyl-proline hydroxylation to 4-hydroxy-L-proline. Gene Ontology annotation, molecular function: peptidyl-proline 4-dioxygenase activity; ferrous iron binding; L-ascorbic acid binding. The transcript is spliced from 6 exons. The coding region runs from base 454 to 1653 and encodes 399 amino acids.